Messenger RNA from Paramecium sonneborni, 721 nucleotides. The record is from the annotation of a GenBank genome assembly. Lineage: Eukaryota; Ciliophora; Oligohymenophorea; Peniculida; Parameciidae.
UAUGAUGAUGAUAUAAAUUUACCAUGUCUGCCAAAAGGUGAAGAUAAAAUAAUUGUUGAUGAAAAAGAAUGUGAUAAUGGUCAUAAUGAUUCAUUUGAUUGAUGUCAUUAAUGGUAAUUAACAUAUUAGGAUGAGUGUUAACUUUGUCUUUAAGAUAAAUGUUAUUAAUGUAAACAACAUUAUUUAUUAAUCGAAGCUAUUAAUAUUUGCAAAUCAAUUUGUGGUGAUUUGGUAAUAACUUAAAAUGAAUAAUGUGAUGAUGGUAAUGAUUACAUCUUUGAUGGAUGUCAUCUUUGUUAAUUUUAAUGUAAGGAUCAUUAUAGUUAUUGUAAUUAAGGGAUUUGUUGUAAAUGUGAUAAAUAAAUGGUUGGUACUUAAAAGGAUCUAAAUGUGAAUUUAUAUGCGGAGAUGGAAAAGUUGCUAAAGGAUAAAAAUAAUGUGAUGAUUCAAAAUUCAUAUCCUUUUGAAUUAUGUAUUUCUGCAAGUAAGAAUGUUCAGAAUAUUUAUAUUUUGCUUAAAUGGUUUUAAAUCAAUUCGGAAGAAAAUGGUCAAAAAAUUCAUUAAUCAAUUACAGAGAUUCAAUAAUAAAUUUCUUUAAGAUGUGGACAAUGGCUCAUUAAUAUGCGUAAAUUUAUGUGGAAAUGGGCUAACAGUUUAAAUUUUGAAGAAUGCAAUGUUGGAAGGAGGUGAUGGAUGUUAUUCUUUUUGUAAUACGGAGGAU